Molecule: messenger RNA, 2117 nt
Organism: Lactuca sativa (garden lettuce)
Lineage: Eukaryota; Viridiplantae; Streptophyta; Magnoliopsida; Asterales; Asteraceae
Product: Transducin/WD40 repeat-like superfamily protein
Molecular function (GO): protein binding
Source: RefSeq, a predicted model, not a curated record
UAAACGGCGUUUAGAUUUGGUGGGUGAAAUAACGGUUAUUGGUAAGGGGUAAAAUGGGCGGGAUUGGUGAGCAGAUAUCAAAGGAUCAGAUGAUCUAAACAAAUCUCUUUCCGACGUUCUUCAAUUUCCCCUCAAUAUUGAUUAGAUGUCGUUUUGCCCAACCACUAGAUACAGAUAGAUACCCUUCUCCCCCUCCCCCCCUCUCUCUCUCUCUUGAUUUUCUUCAAAAACCUAUCAGACAAUAUCCGCCGGUGGUUUCAUGAUUUCGUGUUUAUAAAUCAUAAUCUGAUACCGAAUUGUUCGAUUAAACAGACUUCAGUUGUCAUUUUGCUCCUCCAAAUCGGAAAAAGAAAAGAAGCCCAUAAUUUGCAUUGAAAGCGUCAAAUGGUUUGCUUUUGCUGAAAUUUAGCAAGUUUUGUUUGAUCCAAGCGGAAUAAAGUGUUUGACUACAUGCCACAAUAAUAAUUGGAAGAAAAAAUUAAUCCAUUAGAGAGUUGCAAAGAGAUCAUGUCACAUCAGCAAGAAGAUGAUGAGUACAUGGGUGAUGAAUAUGAAAUGGAAGAUGUAGAUGAUAACAUGGAGGAGGAGUUUCAUGGUAGAGAUGUUGGGUCAUACUCUGAUGUGGACGAAUAUGAUUACAUGAAUAAUAAGUUGGCAGAUACAUGCGCUGCCCAAGCAAGAAGAGGAAAAGAUAUUCAAGGUAUUCCCUGGGAAAGGCUGAGCAUCACUAGGGACAAAUAUAGGCAAACUAGACUUGAACAGUAUAAGAACUAUGAAAAUAUUCCUCAGUCUGGGGAGGCUUCAGAAAAGGCAUGCAAAGUCACCAACAAAACAGUCCUGUACUACGACUUUAGACGGAAUUCAAGAUCUGUAAAAUCGACAAUACUUCACUUUCAGUUGAGAAACCUAGUAUGGGCUACAUCAAAGCAUGAUGUGUACCUAAUGUCACGUUUUUCUGUCAUCCAUUGGUCCUCCUUAACUUGCAACAAGUCUGAAGUCCUUAAUGUAUCAGGGCAUGUGGCACCAUGUGAGAAACACCCUGGAAGUCUGCUGGAGGGAUUUACUCAGACCCAAGUUAGCACAAUGGCAGUAAAAGAUAAUUUGCUAGUUGCUGGAGGAUUCCAAGGAGAACUUAUAUGCAAGUAUUUAGAUAGACCUGGAGUUUGCUUCUGCUUGAGGACAACUUACGAUGAUAAUGCUAUUACAAAUGCUCUAGACAUUUAUACUACCCCAAGUGGUGCAGUUCAUUUUACAGCCUCAAACAAUGAUUGUGGAGUUCGCGAAUUCGAUAUGGAAAAUUUUCAGAUGACUAAGCACUGGCGUUUUCCUUGGCCGGUCAAUCAUACUUCCAUUAGCCCCGAUGGAAAGCUUCUUAUAAUUGUUGGAGACAGUCCUGAAGGAAUGUUGGUGGACUCGAGCUCCGGAAAGACGGUUGCAUCCUUGCACGGACACUUGGAUUUCUCGUUUGCAUCAGCAUGGAAUCCGGAUGGGUAUGGGUUUGCAACAGGGAACCAGGACAAAACCUGUAGAGUUUGGGAUAUCAGAAACAUAUCAAAAUCUAUAACCUCUUUAAAAGCCAAUCUUGGAGCCAUUAGAUCCAUCCGUUACUCAUCAGAUGGUCGCUUCAUGGCAAUGGCAGAACCUGCUGACUUUGUUCAUGUGUUUGAUGUCAGAGACGGCUGUUAUGACAAGGAACAGGAAAUUGAUUUUUUUGGUGAGAUAUCUGGCACUUCAUUCAGUCCCGAUACCGACUCUCUUUUCAUAGGAGUAUGGGAUCGCACGUAUAGCAGUCUCCUCGAGUUUGGCCGCAGACACAAUUACUCUUACUUGGAUUCCCUAAUUUGAUUUUCAUCCUGUAUCCUAUCAUUUUUUUUCUCCUCAAGCCUCAAGCCUCAAACAAACACAAACAUGUCAUGUAUCAUGUGUCUGUAGAUUAUUAAUGUAUACAACCAACUGUACAGAAGAAGAAGAUGAACAAAAAGAGGAAGCAAGUGGCUGCUACUAAAGAUAAGAUACCCACUCAAACCAAAUUAAUUAGCUACUAGCUAGGGAUUUUUAACUUAACUUAUCUUUUAUAUGUUACAAAUACCACCAUAUUAUUUUAUUAUUAAUAUUAA